Vigna angularis (adzuki bean) is the source of this 2070-nucleotide messenger RNA. RefSeq lists its product as uncharacterized. The transcript has 3 exons. Bases 1 to 2070 code for a protein of 689 amino acids. Gene Ontology annotation, molecular function: zinc ion binding; aspartic-type endopeptidase activity; nucleic acid binding. NCBI's taxonomy places the organism in Eukaryota, Viridiplantae, Streptophyta, Magnoliopsida, Fabales, Fabaceae. The record is from RefSeq and is a predicted model, not a curated record. Gene Ontology annotation, biological process: proteolysis.
AUGGCACCUAGACUCCCUCCUCCCCCGCAGCCUAACGAACCUGAUGCGUCCAACAACGCUAGGUUGUUGGAGACGGUGAUAGACCGCUUACAGCAACAAAAUACGACCCUCAUGGAGCAGAACGCCACCCUGAUGCAGCAAAAUCAAGCUGCUAUGCAGAGCUUGGAGUCCUCUCGUGCAAAUUCUGAGACCACGCAGAGGCAGUUGAUGGAGAUACUUGCAGCAACUAGAGGUGCGCCUGGAGCAUCCUCUUCAAACGCUGCUCAACCGAAUGCUGAAUGGAGCUUGGAAAGUUUCCUCCAACACCAUCCGGCUAAGUUCAGUGGGAAGGGUCUCCCAGAUGAAGCAGAUCAAUGGUUAAGGGAUAUAGAGAAAAUUUUCAAUGCCAAGAGAUGCCCAGAUGAGAAUAGAUUAGCGUACGCGGAGUAUCUGUUAACGGGAGAAGCGAGUCAUUGGUGGACGAGCGCGAGAGCCAUUCUCGCAGACGCACGACAGCCAGUCACUUGGGAAGUGUUUAGGGCUAAGUUUUAUGAAGAAUACUUUCCGGACAGCGUUCGGUUUGCGAAGGAGGUAGAAUUUCUACAACUGGUUCAAGGAGGUAUGUCUGUUUCCGAAUACACCAAUAAGUUCAAGCAUCUCGUCAGAUUCAAUACCAUGGCCACAAGUGAAGUAUGGCAGUGUAGAAAGUUUGAAAACGGAUUGCGGAGCGACUUGAAAGUGUUGAUAUCCAGUUUGUGUAUCCGAACGUUCCCUGCUAUGGUUGAGAGAGCCAAGGUCUUGGAGAGGAACAUGGCAGAAGCGGAACGUCAGAAGAGGUCGCAACAAGUGAGUAGAGGACCAAUCGUGUCCAGGGGAGGUGCUGUACAGAGGAGACCUCCUUACGCUCGUCCAAAUCAGUCUUCUCAGACGAGCGGAUCUCAAGCAGUGGUUCCUGUCGGACAGUCUGGACAGGGAAGUGUAGUUUGUUUCCGAUGUGGAGGACCACAUUAUAGGUCUUCAUGCCCUCAGUUGGUGGGAGUGAAACAAUGCAAUCGUUGCGGAAGAAACGGACACUUGGAUCACGAGUGCAACAUGGGCGGACGUGCAGUAAUGAGGCCGCCGAACGCUGGGAGAAAUCAGCAGGGAAGAGGUGGUCGAGCCCAAGCUACUGGACGGGUAUAUGCAAUCACUGGAGCGGAGGCAGCGAGCUCAGGUACGCUCGUCACUGGUACCUGCCUAGUUCAUGGAAUACCUUGCUGUGUGUUAUUUGAUUCUGGGGCGACGCACUCCUUCAUUUCGAAGGCAUGUGUUGAAAAGCUGGGGAUUUUAGAGAGAGAUAUGCAGUUCGACUUGGUGGUAUCAACACCAGCGGCUGGAGAGCUUAGGACAUCUACUGUAUGCAUUAGAUGUCCUAUUGUGGUUGAGGGGCAUAGUUAUAAGGACGUUUUUCCAGAAGAAAUACCAGGGUUACCUCCUGUGCGUGAGAUUGAAUUCUCCAUUGACCUGGUGACCACAGCAGCCCCUAUAUCUGUUCAACCGUACCGUAUGGCGCCUGCAGAGUUGGUUGAACUCAAAAAGCAGAUUGAAGAGCUAAUGGAGAAGCAAUUCAUAAGACCGAGCAUUGAUUUGCGUUCGGGAUAUCACCAAAUCAGAGUGAAGGAGGACGACAUCCAGAAGACUGCUUUUAGGUCGCGUUAUGGACACUACGAGUACGUAGUGAUGCCUUUUGGAGUAACAAACGCUCCUGCAGUGUUCAUGGAUUAUAUGAACCGCAUUUUCCGGCCAUAUCUGGAUAAGUUCGUGGUCGUUUUUAUAGAUGAUAUUCUCAUCUACUCUAAGACGCAAGCUGAACAUGAAGAACACUUGAGGGCAGUGCUGAGCGUGUUGAGGGAAAAAGAAUUGUAUGCCAAACUGUCCAAGUGUGAAUUCUGGAUGAAGGAGGUGCAAUUUCUGGGACAUAUUGUGUCCGCUGGAGGGAUCUCGGUAGACCCAGCAAAGGUGCGAGCGGUUAUGGAAUGGGAACGCCCGCGUUCAGUCACGGAAGUGAGAAGCUUCGUUGGUCUUGCGGGCUACUAUAGGCGUUUCAUAUAG